Molecule: messenger RNA, 1343 nt
Organism: Mercurialis annua (annual mercury)
Lineage: Eukaryota; Viridiplantae; Streptophyta; Magnoliopsida; Malpighiales; Euphorbiaceae
Product: metacaspase-1-like
Exons: 5
Coding region: 47-1207 (386 amino acids)
Biological process (GO): proteolysis
Molecular function (GO): cysteine-type endopeptidase activity
Source: RefSeq, a predicted model, not a curated record
AUAUAUAUGUUCAGAGAUUGCUUACUAAUCUUAUCAGCAAAAAUCUAUGUCUAGUAGUGACAUGAACCGAAGUUUAGUCCUGCGAGAUGCUAAAGGUUACACUUGCAGCAAAUGUCGACAACGAUUCCCACCGAAUCUUAAUCUCUCAGAAUUCCAAUGUCCAGCUUGCCAAAGAGUUAGUACCACUAGUUCUCCAAUGCGAAUCAAUCAACGAUCUUCUGAUACUAAAGAUAAUUACAGAGUCUUUCAAGUUGUCGAAAAGUUCAAGAAAAUGGUUUCAGGAACUAAGCAAGAAAGUGAUCCUGAUAGUGAUAAAUUUAUGUCACUGAAUUGUCACCCGUCUUUGGUGAAACGGGCUAGAGCAUCGACUGCCCCCCGGAAACGGGCACUGCUUAUCGGAGUUACGUAUGCCAAGUGGAAGCACAGGCUUAAGGGUACUGUAAAUGAUGUCAAGAAUAUCAGAAAAUUGUUGAUGGAAAUUUAUCGGUUUCAGAAAGAUGACAUUCUUGUUCUUACAGAAGAGGAGACAAUGGCAGAAUUUAUUCCUACAAAAGAUAACAUCAUCAAAUCAUUGAACUGGCUCGUGGAAGAUUGCCGGGAAGGUGAUUCGUUAGUGUUUUAUUUCUCCGGUCACGGAUUACGACAGCCGGAUUUCAACAACGACGAACAGGACGGAUAUGAUGAAACAAUAUGCCCGGUUGAUUUCAUGGAACAAGGGAUGAUUCUUGACAAUUAUAUAAAUGCUGCCAUUGUUCAUCCUCUUCCUAAAGGUGUCACUCUUCAUGCUAUUGUUGAUGCUUGCCAUAGUGGAACAGUUCUUGAUCUCGUCCAUGUCUAUGACAGAACAAGGAAGAAAUGGAAAAAUAACAGCCCGCCAAACGGUAGUAGAAAGCACACAAAUGGAGGAUUGGCAAUUUGUAUCAGUGCUUGUGAAGAUAGUCAAAUGGCUGCAGAUACAACUGCUGUGAGCGGAAAAGGAAUGAACGGAGCUCUAACGUAUAUUCUGAUAGAAAUAGUAAGGAAAUAUCCAGGACCAACUUACGGGGACCUAAUUGACAUGAUUCAAGAAACUAUUGAUGCUGUUAAUAAUAGUGGUUGUCUUCCUGUCAAAAUCAUCAGAUCAGUCCUACAAAACAGAUUAUUACAGAAUCCUUUGCUUUCAGCUUCGGAAGUAUUUGAUGUCAAGAAGAAACAUUUUAUAAUGUAAUCAUAAAGAAUUCACAAUUUAAUCAUAAAUAUUUGUUUGGAUCUCUGCUUCUGGAUCCUAAUACGUAUCUCACUUUCAUUGGCCUAUCAAUUCAUGUAAAAUGUUUGUAUCGAAUGAAAUAAUUAUUCAACACGUA